Messenger RNA from Myzus persicae (green peach aphid), 1385 nucleotides. RefSeq names its product bifunctional heparan sulfate N-deacetylase/N-sulfotransferase-like. Bases 675 to 1370 code for a protein of 231 amino acids. Lineage: Eukaryota; Metazoa; Arthropoda; Insecta; Hemiptera; Aphididae. The record is from RefSeq and is a predicted model, not a curated record. Gene Ontology annotation, molecular function: hydrolase activity; heparan sulfate N-sulfotransferase activity. The transcript is spliced from 4 exons.
GUCGUGCUUGCCGUUGCUGCCGCCACCGCUUCAGUUCCCGUCCGAUCGGAAUGCAGUGUAUUGGUGGUGGCUCGUCGGCGACUCACGCGCGCAUCACGCUAACUCCGCCGCCGUCGUUCCGUUAUCAAUAAUUUUCGCGUUUUGGCUGCUCUCACGUGUGUGCCGAUAACACCGAUCGUGUCGUGCUGUGCGAUCCAUAUCCAUUGACUUUGUCUGACCGGCUUUGGCAGCACCAGAAAUCGAUGCUACUGAUCGUUGUCAGUUGACCACGGUCGCCGCCACGACGGCAUUUGUGCAGUGCCUACCGCUGUCCGAACGACACGUCACCGCUGCACGGUCGAGCGCAAAAGAGCAGCGACUGCAAUAACGGACGUCCGCCGCGGUACGAACGUGCGGCGGACAUGCACACUGUGCGCGCCGCCAGCGUAACGCCAUGCCGGAGCUGUCGCCGGGCGCGUUGUUGUUUUUUUCCACAUCCGCCGCCCCCGACGACCACCGACAUCGUUAUCGCUGUCCUCCCGACAACGACUUUGGAGCGUCGUCCUCGACGACCGUCACCUUCCUGGCCGCCGGCGCCUCGGCGACAUCAUAUGCAGUUGCCGACCGUCCGACGUUUUUCGUCUGCCGCCACCGCCGUCUAAACGACGCAUCAUCGGCCGCCACCGACCGCCGAAAUGACAGUGCUGAAGAACCGACGGAUGAUGGCCGGUCGUCCGUUUUCCGUGAAACGCUGCGUGGCGGCGCUCAUGGUGCUUGGCUUCCUGUCCAUAUUCUAUUACACGCAUUACCUGAGUUCACCGAUCGCCAGCUUACUGAUGCGACGGGAACGCAAAAUGGUUCGGAUGCGACCGUAUGGCAUGUGCCCUCACUUCCAAUCCACACCGCCAACGGAUCACAGACCGCCUCGCCAAGGAUCAGGCGAUGGCCGUCCUAGGACCGACCCUAAGUUGUUAUUACUCGUUGAGACUGCAUACCCGAGACUCGGCAGGGAACUAGCCGAGACACUCGUCCAUAAUAGACUGAGAUAUAAAAUGGAAGUGGCCGGCAAAUCGUUACCGGCGCUGACGAAUUUGGACAAAGGCCGAUAUUCCGUCAUCGUGUUCGAGAAUUACCACCGGUACCUGAACAUGGACAAAUGGAACAGAGAGCUGUUGGACAAGUAUUGUAGGGAAUACGGGGUCGGCAUAUUGGGAUUUUUUCCGCCAGCCAACCGCCACAUGACCAGCGUCAAGGUCAAAGGGUUUCCGUUGUACUUGCACACAAAACUAUCUCUCAGGGUUUGUAUAUAUGAAUAUUACUUGGUCCUUGAUAGUAUCAAACUAUAUAAUAAUAAUAAAAUUUAUACAUUUUUUUCUUGGUUAAGAGGAUGACCCUUAUCUGUUUAU